Messenger RNA from Lucilia sericata (common green bottle fly), 2342 nucleotides. RefSeq names its product protein CEBPZOS. Bases 171 to 434 code for a protein of 87 amino acids. NCBI's taxonomy places the organism in Eukaryota, Metazoa, Arthropoda, Insecta, Diptera, Calliphoridae. The transcript is spliced from 2 exons. The record is from RefSeq and is a predicted model, not a curated record.
UUCAACAGCUGUUUAGUUGUACAUUUUUCCAAUUCUUAAUUUUCGUUCGAAAAAUUGAAGAAAAACUCGUGCAGAUUUUAUUAACCUUCUGUGUUUUGUUUUUGCUAAAUUCAUGCAAAAUUUCGAUUGCAAAGAAAAAGAAAUAUUUAAAUAGUUUAUUAAUACGUGUAAUGUUGCCAAAAACACCCAAAAGUCCUUUCUGGAAAUUCGUCAAAAGCAGUGCUAAGACACUUUUUAUUAUAGAAACCUUUUGCUUUGCAGCAUCAUACGGAGUUUAUUAUCGCAUGAAUACAAAUCGUGAGUUCCGUCAGUACAUUAACGAAAACUUCCCUUUCGUAUUGGAUUAUUACUAUAAAGUUGGAGAAUUUCUUGGCGAUAGUAAUUUGAGAGAAAUCGAUUCUACCAUUUGGCGUACUCAGGAAAAGAAGGAAUAAUUCCCCAAAAAAUAACAAAUCCAAAUAAAAAUAGUCAAAACAAAACUCCAAAAUAAAGUAAAUUCAGUUUUAAUUAAACUCAACUAAAUAUUAAAAAAUACUGUAGUUCAAACUCCUAAUUGUUAACCCCCACACACACUCUUUAAAAUUUUAAGUUUUCCUUCUACUAUCUUAAAAAUACUUUAUUUACUUUUUUAAUUUGUAAACACUUGAAAAACUAAAUAUUAACGUAAAUGGCUUCAAAUCCUUAUGUUAAAUCACUAUUUUGGUUAAUAUCAAUAGGCGGCCUUGGGUAUGGUCUCAUGCGUUUAACUGCACCUUCUGAGGAAAAGAUAGCGAAAAUUCGUGCUACUACCGCUGGUAUCCAUCUAACAGAAGACGAGAAAAAGAAAGUAUUAUUCCUUAAGAAAUUGCAAGAAGCAGCCUACCAAAAAGAUCCUGUUUAUUUAAAGAAACCUGAAAAUUAGAUAAAAAAAAUUCAGCUCAACAUGAACCACGAUUUAGAAGACAACACUUUGCAAACUAUGGAGCAAACAGAUUCUACGAUCAACAAUCUCACAAAUCCUGCUAUUAAAAAAGAUCAAAUAUUAGAACGUCUUAAUAAACGCAAUAAAGAACGUCAAAACUAUUUAGAUGUAAAACUUGAACAGCGUCACAAGGACAGUUCUGAAUUAGAGGGAGCAGAUUAUUUCAAACAAACCUUUGCUGAUAAAGUGCGUGAAAUUGAAUUGCGAAUUAAAAAUGUUACCGAAGCUACAGCCAAAAAAUCUGCGGGUGAUGGUCCCACCAUAGAUCUGGCGCGAUACUUUGCCGACAUCACUAUAGAAAUCCAAGAAUUGCAGAAAUAUUUAACUAAUUCCACAACAUUCCUCACGGAAUACAAAAUAAAGUCAUGUCAAAAAAUAGUAAACGAUCUCUUGGCCACCUGCGAAGAGACCAGAAUACGUUUAAUGCCCAAAAAGAAAUUUGGUUUUAGUGGCCGCAAAGUAACACCCAAGCCAGCGUUGAAUCCCAAACUAUCUUUAAAUGACAAACUUGACUCUUCGGAAAAACUGCAAACUACCGCCUCCAGUCAAAAUGUGGUCAACUGGACUCUGUCCAAUCUUAAAAACGAAUACAUCUGUCUAAAAGAAGAACAAGUCAAUGGCAAAGAUAUUACUAUAUCCAGUUUAAAGAAUUGCUUUGUGGAACUGCAGGGACCAGCCGGUUCGGUACAAAUAUCAAAUUGCCAAGACUGCACAUUUCUAUGUGGUCCCAUAGCUCGUUCUCUAUUUGCUGAAUACUGCAAUAACUGCGCCCUUAAUGUGGCCUGUCAGCAACUAAGAUUCCAUUCAUCGGCAAAGUGUCGCAUUUAUUUGCACGUUACCUGUCGCGGCAUCAUAGAGGACUGUAAAGAAAUCGAAAUAGCUCCCUAUAAUUAUGAAUACGCCCACAUUGAAGAGGACUUUAAAUUGGCCGGUCUUAAUAAAGAGCAGAACAACUACACUGACGUCGCUGAUUUCAAUUGGCUGUCACCUGAUGUCCCUUCGCCCAAUUGGCAUUUGAUUAAGGACUGUCCUUCAGUCAACUGGCAGGAUGUUAGAAAUGAAUGGAAAAUACGUUACAUAGACAAUGCCUCCUUAUAGUCCAGAGAAUGGUGGUUUCAUUUAUUGUGGGUCUUCUUAGCUGUAAUCAUUUUCAUAAUAAUCAUCCCGAACAAACACGCUAUAAGCAAUGAAAUUUUAAAUUUCUUAUUUAAAUUGAAAAACCUUUAUAAGUUUGUGGGUUUUAAAUGGUCGUAUUUAGUGACAUUUAUCAACUCUAAUUUCCAGCAAUUUAAAGAAAAGACUUGAAUUUAAAUUAAAUCCCUCAUUAAGAAUUGUAUAGAAAAAUUAAAAUUGCAAACGAAAAAUAUAUAUUAAAAGUGAU